This is a messenger RNA of Rhododendron vialii, 2096 nucleotides long. RefSeq names its product F-box protein At3g07870-like. NCBI's taxonomy places the organism in Eukaryota, Viridiplantae, Streptophyta, Magnoliopsida, Ericales, Ericaceae. The transcript has 2 exons. Bases 174 to 1343 code for a protein of 389 amino acids. The record is from RefSeq and is a predicted model, not a curated record. Gene Ontology annotation, molecular function: protein binding.
AAUCUGACCGGCACCAAUCACCUUCUUGUAAAAUUCCCCAUUCUUCUUUGCGUCUCUCUCUCACUCUCUCUCUUCCCAAGUGGUAAUCCAAGACGAAGACAUUGCGCGCAACAAUUGACACCUAAACCUAGAAGAAAAGGAGAAAUUUUGAGGAAGAAGACACAGAGAGAGCCAUGUCCGAUUUCAUUCCUGAAGAAGUCGUGGUGGAUAUACUCUCCAGAUUACCAACAAAAUCCCUAAUCCGAUUCAGGUCUGUUUCCAAACUCUGGAACUCUCUCAUUACCAGCCCUAAUUUCAUCACUUCCCACUUCAAUCAGUCACUCGCAAACCCUAUAAACAGCUACGACAAUCUCCCUCUCGUAAUAGUCAGGCAAUGCAUUGUUGAUGACAGAUGGUCCAGAUUAGAGCACUACAAACUAUUUAUUGAUACCGGUGACGACGAUAACACAUUUGAUGAAUAUCUAGAAAUCCCAUUCCCCCUCAAGAGCUCCCGUCGUCCCUUUUACGUUUUACUGGGUUAUGUGAAAGGUUUGUUCUGUGUUUUCGAACAAGAGGAAAUUUUCCUUUGGAAUCCGUCCAUCAGAAAGUCAAUAAGCCUUCCCAAGCCUUGCAUUACAACAAAGACGCACGGUUCCAUGGCGUAUGACCUAGGGUUUGGAUAUGAUUCACGGACAAACGAUUAUAAGGUGGUUAGGGUUUUAACCCUUCGUGGAACUAAACCAUCCGAAGAGGUGGAGGUCCCUCUCGUUGAGGUUUACUCCCUUAAUGUGGGCUCGUGGAAAGUUUGUAGUGGAGCGGGCGACUCUUUUCCCCUCGAAGUUCGAAUAAGGUAUUCGCGAUGCCCGUCCGCUUGUUUAGAAGGGGCUAUCCAUUUUGCAGCAGUGCAUAGAAGCAAUUGGAGCGUUAGAUUGAUUUGUUCGUUUGAUUUGGGUGACGAGGUGUUUAGAACGAUAGCGCUGCCAAAUGUUCAUGCCAAUUCGAGAACCGAUAUCAGAACAAUAGUAUUCAGGGGAUUGCUUUCUGUUUUAUGGUACGAUGAAUCUGAUCAUGCAAACAAGUUUUGUUCUAUUUGGAUAAUGAAAGAGUAUGGUGUAGUUGAUUCUUGGUAUAAGUAUGUCAAAGUUGAUCUAACCGGACGAAUUAAACGGGUUCUAGGUGUCCGAAAGAAUGGUCAUAUAUUAUUGCAGGGAGACGAACCAUGUCAUUGGGAGCUUUCUUCCUAUGACCCAGGGAAUAAGGAAAUCAAGAAGUUGGGAAUUCUUGGGACUGUUGGACAUUUUCAUGUUGAUACCUAUGAGGAGAACAUUAUCUUACUCAAUAAAACAGAUGCUCAAGUAUCUUGAAGGGGAGGGAGCAGGAAGAGGAAGGACAGGUAGAGAUGAUGGUUAAAGAGGCUGAAAGGUUCGCGAAGGAGGCUAAGGAAAGAAGGGUGGUUAUAGACAAAAAACCAGGCAGAUUCUAUUGUUACCUAACUAAAAGCAGCUCAAGGAAUUGGGAGACAAGGUACCUGCUUCUGUCAAGUAGAAGGUGGAGGCCAAACUGAAAGAACUGAAGGAUGCUAUCUCUAGUGGUUCGACUCAAUCCGUUGUGGAGCUUGGGCAGUCUCUUUACAGCCAGUCCAGGGCUCCUGGUGCUGAACCCGCCAGUGUUCUAAAUGGCGGCCGCCGAGGCUGCCUAGGCGCUUGGAGGUAUCCUGCUGCCACGCCAAUACCCCUUGGCGUUUGAUUUGGCGCCCAGGGAGGUUUGGCGGUGUUUGGCGGCCGCCUAGGCGGCCAUGGCGGUCUCGGCGAUUUGGCGCCCAGGGAGGUUUGGCGGCCGCCUAAGCGGUCUUGGCGGCAUCAUCGACGCCUUUGGUGGCCUUUGGCGGCCUAAAAUGUAUAGUAUUAAACUAAUGUAGAUCAAGUUUUGGAAGGGUAUGGAGGAGAAGAGUUAAAGAAAGGAGAUGAACUUUUAACUUGGCAUUAGAGAUCUCCGAUCUCGUUUAUUUCUACUGAUUGUCUUAUUCAACUUAUUUGCUAGUUGCUACUACUUAAUUUCAUUUGAAUUUGUACAUUAAACUUUGCAUUAUGGUUAUGUAGAACUUUGAACUUGUAUUA